AUGGAUGCGUUCAAUUCGCUUCCCCCUGUGACACGCACACUGCUGCUGAGCGAAGCGGCUAUCACCGUGCCAUGCCUCUUGGCCAUGCUGGAGCCCUGGCGUGUGGCGCUGAUCUGGCCACUCGUGUUCAAAAAGUAUGAAGUGUACCGCAUUGUGACGAGCUAUUUCUACGGCGGUAGCGGCUUGCCGUUGGUCAUCAAUACCCUGGUCCUUUUCCGAACCUCGUUCGAUCUUGAGAAUCGGGGCCUGAUUGGCGAUACUGCCGACUAUUCGUGGGCGCUGCUCUUGAUGUGCAGCAUGAUUCUGGCCUUCAACCUCCCUCUGCAGAGCGCGAUUCACUUCCGCCCUAUGCUCUCUGCAAUUUCGUACGUCUGGGCCGUGCAAAUUCCCAAUGCCAAGGUGUCGCUGUUCGGCUUGGUGCGGUUGCAGGCCAAGUUCCUGCCGUAUGUGAACCUGCUCAUCGACCUGAUUCUGGGCGGUCCCAUGUACGCGCUUGUGUCUGCGACGGGCCUCGCUGCGGGUUAUAUUUGGUUCUACAUUACCGGCGUCCGGCGGCCUCCGCCCACGAGCCGCGACGGCCGUGCGCACCUCGACCGGUUCCUGACGAAGUACAUUGCGCCGCUCUUUGAGACGCCUCGUCGUGUGCGCCGUUUGAUUACCGGUGAUGGUGCCGUGCGCCAGCGCUCGUACGGUACGGCCUACUCCCCUAGCGUACCCCCCGCGUCGAGCUCCAAAGGGUACUGGUGGCCCUUUGGCCCCCGCGGCCAAACGGCUGGCGGCCACAGCACGGGCCUGCGUCCCCGCGCGCCUGCGCAGCCUGACCGCGACGCGAUCCGUGCGGCGACCGAAGCGCGUUUGCGGAAGAAUAGUUCUAGCUAG
This is a messenger RNA of Malassezia japonica, 879 nucleotides long. RefSeq lists its product as uncharacterized. Gene Ontology annotation, molecular function: misfolded protein binding; ubiquitin-specific protease binding. The coding region runs from base 1 to 879 and encodes 292 amino acids. The transcript is spliced from 5 exons. NCBI's taxonomy places the organism in Eukaryota, Fungi, Basidiomycota, Malasseziomycetes, Malasseziales, Malasseziaceae. Gene Ontology annotation, cellular component: endoplasmic reticulum membrane; Hrd1p ubiquitin ligase ERAD-L complex. The record is from RefSeq and is a predicted model, not a curated record. Gene Ontology annotation, biological process: endoplasmic reticulum unfolded protein response.